Messenger RNA from Anoplophora glabripennis (Asian longhorned beetle), 2012 nucleotides. RefSeq lists its product as uncharacterized. The coding region runs from base 89 to 2005 and encodes 638 amino acids. Lineage: Eukaryota; Metazoa; Arthropoda; Insecta; Coleoptera; Cerambycidae. The record is from RefSeq and is a predicted model, not a curated record. The transcript has a single exon.
UUACAAAGAUGGGGUUGUUAUACCUGUUGUCUUUCACAACCUGGGCGGAUAUGACUCACACUUCAUUUUGGAGAAUAUUGCAAAUGAUAUGCCGGGUAGAGUCGACGUGCUUCCGAUAACUAAGGAAAAAUACAUUUCAUUCACUAAAAAUUUAGAUCAAAAUUUAAUUAAAUUCCGAUUUAUCGAUUCAUUCCGUUUUAUGGCUUCAUCGUUGGAUACUCUUGCAUCAUACAUGACCGAAUUUCCAAAUUUAAAAUCAGAGUUUUCCGAACUAGCCGACGAUGAGUUUAAUUUAUUAACUAAAAAAGGCGUGUAUCCAUAUGACUUCAUGGACAGCUUUGAAAAAUUUAAUUUCCAGUCUUUGCCGGAACAGCCGCACUUUUAUAGCCGUUUAGAGGAGAAGAACAUUUCAAGUAAACAGUUCGCGCACGCGCAGAAAGUUUGGAAUACAUUCAAAAUUCAAAAUUUAGGUGAGUACACGGACUUGUACAUGAAAACAGACAUUUUACUUUUGGCUGACGUGUUUGAGCAGUUUCGAAGCAGUUGUCACAAGACAUACGGCCUCGAUCCCGCUAAUUACUACACUUUACCUGGCUAUACCUGGGACUGUAUGCUGUUUAAGACAAGCCAGACUUUGGAAUUGUUGACCGAUAUCGAUAUGUUAAUGUUUGUCGAACGAGGUAUUCGCGGCGGAUUGAGUCAAUGCUCUAAACGUAAAAGCGCGGCUAAUAAUAAGUAUCUUCCAAAUUUCGACCCCAGUAAACCGAUAAAAUAUUUAGCAUAUUUCGACAUCAACAAUCAAUACGGUUGGGCCAUGAGUCAGUACUUGCCAUAUGGAGGGUUCGAGUGGGUAGAUUCCAACAUCGACGUCACCAACGUAUCAGACACAUCGUCUGUAGGCUAUUUGCUUGAAGUAGACCUUGAAUAUCCGGCUCAUUUACAUGACACACAUAAAGAUUUGCCACUAUGCCCCGAACAUAGCGCUCCUCCCGGAUGCAAAAAUUUUAAACUUUUGGCAACUCUUCAUAACAAGACGCGGUACGUUAUCCAUUAUAGAGCUUUAAAACAAGCAUUAAAGCAUGGGCUUAAGCUUACAAAAAUUCACCGCGUACUAAAAUUUAAUCAGUCUCCAUGGCUUAAGUCUUACAUUGAUCUGAAUACAGCAUUACGUCAGACAGCUAAAAACGACUUUGAAAAAAAUCUAUUUAAGCUUAUGAAUAAUGCUGUGUUCGGAAAAACGAUGGAAAAUAUAAGAAAACACUCAAUCGUUAAAUUGGUUAAUAAAUGGGGUGGGCGCUAUGGUGCGGAGGCCUUAAUCGCGAAGCCAGAGUUCAAGGCUGCCACAAUUUUCAAUGAAAAUUUGGUGGCUAUAGAACUCAACAAGUCAGAGGUCUUCUUCAACAAACCUAUAUACAUUGGGAUGUCGAUUUUAGACCUAGCCAAAACCACCAUAUAUGAUUUCCAUUAUGAUUAUAUGGUGUCCGAGUUUGGUGAUGACUGCUCAGUCCUUUAUACCGACACCGACUCGCUGAUAUAUGAAAUCGGCGAUAAAGAUGUCUAUGAAGUCAUGCGUCGCGACUGUCACACCCGGUUCGAUACAAGUGAUUACCCUGCAGACAAUAGGUAUAACAUCCCUCAAGUUAAUAAAAAAGUUCUGGGAAUGAUGAAGGAUGAGUUUAACGGCAUCCCUAUGGAACUUUUCGUAGGUCUUAGGUCCAAAAUGUAUACCGUUAAACGUGCUGUUGACAUGGCUUUAACAAAAAAGAUCAAGGGCAUAAAAAAAUCUGUAAUCAAAAACGUCAUCACGCUCGAGGAUUACCUCGAGUGUGUCGAUAAUUUCAAAGACAAAUACAUCAGUCAAAAUUUAAUUAGAUCUGAAAAACAUGCAGUCUUCACGAUGACUCAAGAAAAAAUAGCCUUGAGUCCACAUGAUGAUAAGCGAUAUUUGAUUGAGGGGUCAUAUGAGACGCUGCCAUGGGGGCACUACAGUAUUAUGGAACAAUGAACGAAGA